Plutella xylostella (diamondback moth) is the source of this 2480-nucleotide messenger RNA. NCBI's taxonomy places the organism in Eukaryota, Metazoa, Arthropoda, Insecta, Lepidoptera, Plutellidae. The record is from RefSeq and is a predicted model, not a curated record.
CAUCCCCUUAAAAGUGCAAUUAUGUAGCGUUGACAAUUAUUAUAGGUUCUUCCUAGAAGCAGGUCGCAUGUAGACUCAGAUCCUGUGUGGCUCGCGACUCCGCGGAGGCUGCAGUGUUAUGUAGUUGGACCACCAUGCAGGUCGCCACGCUCACAUGGUUGCUAUCCUCGCUGGCAGUGGCCGCGGCAGUGAACGUCACUCUGUUAGACACGGGGGACCUCAACGCGCGGCUCGAGUCCAACCGGUUUGGGGGACUCAACCUGCUGCUUAAACGACGGGGCGUGUCGGAAGUCGUCGCUGUGAUUGGUCGCCGCACCGGCGCCAUCAAAGACGUCGUUCAGGACGGAGACGUGGUCAUCCAGUUCGCGAAUGAGACAACAGUACGCAUCAGUACAGACAUCAUUGAGGAUGGAAAGGGACAGCUAUUGACUGUCACCUGGGAGUCACCUAAGACGCUGAGGCUCGAAGACUGCAUCAAUCUGGGUUUCACUCUAGGCACUCGCAACUGGUACGGAGGUCCGCAGCAGAAACGCCAGUACUGGCCCAUAGAGAAGCUUGUCCUUCCAGACUACUCCUACAUCACUAAAGAUGCAGACAAUUGCGCUGUGUCCGAGCCCUACUGGCUGAACUCUGAGGGCAUAUUCUACUACUUCGACAAGAAAGUCCCCUUAUUUGUUGAUCAGAAUGAUCUGGAAAAGAACGCAGCAUGCUUCAUAGCCCAGAUAACCCCCCCAUACUCUUCGAAACGGCCUAGAAACGAGCUGACAUACGCUAUAGGGAUCCUAGAGGAUGUCAGACAAGCGCACGAAUACGCAGUCAAAGAGUACAUAGGGAAACCAACAGGGAUACCAGAUAUCCGCAUGAUAACGUAUCCUAUCUGGUCUACGUGGGCUCGGUAUAAGCGCAACGUGGAUCAUAACGUCGUCAUGAGAUUUGCUGAUGAGAUUACUAGCAAUAACUUCCCAAACAGUCAGCUGGAGAUUGAUGAUCUGUGGGAGUCGUGCUACGGGUCCAUGACGGUGGAUCGCGACAGGUUCCCGAACAUGAGGGAGACAGUGGAUAGACUCCAUGCGAAGGGGUUCCGGGUCACGUUGUGGGCUCACCCGUUCAUCAAUAAGGGAUGCGAGCCCUGGUAUUCGGAGGCUAAGAGCAAAGGAUACCUAGUGAACUCUGAGUACGGCUCAGCAGAGACCAGCUGGUGGAACGACAACGGCACUACAACCGCCUACAUCGACUUCACCAGACCCGACGCCAGGACCUGGUACGUGGGUCGGCUGAGAAGGCUGCAGGCUCAGUACGGCAUCGACAGCUUCAAGUUUGAUGCCGGAGAGUCGAGCUGGUCUCCUCAGAUCCCGGUCCUGAUGGGCGACAUCCGGGACCAGCCCGGGGUCAUCACGGCGGACUACGUGCGCGAGGUGGCGCUCUUCGGACCCAUGGUCGAGGUCCGGAGUGGGUACAGAACCCAAGACCUGCCCAUCUUCGUGCGUAUGAACGACAAAGACACCUACUGGACCUUCGAGAACGGUCUACCGACCCUCAUCACCACAUUACUACAGAUGAACAUCAACGGCUACCCGCUGGUGUUGCCAGACAUGAUCGGGGGGAACGGUUAUUCUGAGGAACCGAGCAAGGAGCUGUUCAUCCGCUGGCUGCAAGCGAAUGUGUUUAUGCCGAGUAUGCAGUUCAGUUAUGUGCCGUGGGAUUUCGAUGCUGAGACGGUCCGCAUCAGCCGCAAGUUCGUGCAACUCCACGCGCAGUACGCCCCACAGAUCGUGGCUGCGUGCCGGCGCGCGGCGCAGACCGGCGCGCCCGUCAACCCGCCCGUGUGGUGGAUCGCGCCCACCGAUGUCUCCGCACUUGAUAUAUGGGAUGAGUUCCUCCUAGGCGAAACCAUCCUCGUCGCCCCAGUCAUAGAAAAAGGCUCCCGCGCUCGCGACGUCUACCUGCCGGCGGGGCGCUGGCUGGCGCAGGGCGACCCGGGGCGGGAGCUGCGCGGCGGGGACUGGUACAAGGAGUACCCGGCCCCGCUGGAUACACUGCCCUUCUUCGUCAAGAUCGAUUAGGGCGUAUCGACGGUAAAAUUGUUUAAUCCGCGCUAUUUAUGACGAAUCAUGUAGUGAUAUUUAUUGACAUUCAUAAAAUCGUUUAAUGCGUGUUUUACCAACUAAAGCGCCGUGUAUAUGGCGUAUCGCGAUAUAGCGACAUACCCGUCAUUCGAUACCCUGCCCUUCUUCGUCAAGAUUGAUCAGAUAACAUUUAAUUAGGUAUUGAAAAAUAAUCAACGUCAAUAAAAUCGUUCGGUUACAGCAGUCACGGCGCCGAAAAAGGUGUAAUGGACUCACUAUUUACUAUGUGUGUGUUUUGUAAAAUCUAGACGCUUUUUAAACUUAUGUUGUACUUAUAAUCGUAAAUAUUUUUUAUCUACAUAAUAUAGUAAAAGUACUUUAGCUAUUUAAGGAAUUAUAUUUAUAAAUACUUUA